GUGUCCACGAAAGAAAGAAAAGUGAAAUCAGCAAAAUGCUUCAAUUAGACAGCAAAAACGGCGUUAUCCUCUCAGGAGUGCUGUCAGUGGUCUUUGCAACUGUCUAUAUACUUCUAAAGAGUGAAUAUUUUUGGUAUAUAUCGAGCGAUCUGGGCUUGCAUGUUUCGGCUUUGCAGAUUAUGGGAAGCAUAUGCCUAGUAAUUGGUGCCAUAAAGAACUGUUAUAAGCUUUUCGUGCCUUGGAUGAUAACCUGUGGAUUCUUCUUGUACCUCAUGGUUUACCUGGGGGUUGCAAUGAUGGUCAAUGGAGAUUGGCUCUUUCUUCCGAUCAUGGUAGUCCCAUUUACAGCGUAUCUCAGUUAUGCCCUGUUCUCGGUUCAAAAGGCAUUCGACAGAAUGCGUAAGGAAGAACCGCCAUCGUACGAAAAUCUGGUUGGGAAAAAGGAUUUUAUAGGCCACAUAUAAUACCUAUAGAGUUGUACAUGAGAAUAUUCUUAUACACACAUACUAUACAUAUGUAUAUCAAUCGUAAUUAUAAAUCUAAUCGGCAGCGCAUUGACGAUUCUUUUUGAAAUAACUGGGUUCUACACUCUGAACACACAUCUUUAUAUUUAUGCCCUUGCUUAGACGAUUGUAGUUUUACACAGAAGUCUCGAUUCUAUAAGGUAAUCGUCAUGACGUACAGAUCAGACCGGACCCAAUCAUGUCUGUAUUCCUCUAAGAUAAGAUACCGCAAAUAAACAAAAAUCGCCCCAUUUGCGAGCUAUGUUUCCUCGA
This is a messenger RNA of Drosophila persimilis, 776 nucleotides long. RefSeq lists its product as uncharacterized. The transcript is spliced from 4 exons. The record is from RefSeq and is a predicted model, not a curated record. Lineage: Eukaryota; Metazoa; Arthropoda; Insecta; Diptera; Drosophilidae. The coding region runs from base 36 to 464 and encodes 142 amino acids.